AUGCCCCCUCCAAGAGGCGGUAGAUCCGGCAGAGGCCGUGGAAUUCGUGGAAGAGGGACUGGUCGCAGAGGUUUUACUUCUUCGCGACUGCACGAUAUCGAAUCUGAAGAAUCCUCCGGCGAUGAUGCAAGCAACAUUCCAAUGGUUGAAGGCGCCGAGGACUUGUCUAUGUCAGAUGGAGAUUCAUCUAGCAGCGAGGAAGAAGAAGAGGAAAAAUUCGCCGGUCGCCCCUACAACGAAUUACUUGAACUAUUGCACGCCAACGCGGACUCGAAGGCACCAGCUCCGAAGCGAAGAAAAAUAGCGAACGAGAAAAAAUCAGAGGAAAAACCAGCCGAAAUUCCCGACUCAGAGGAGGGAGAAGAAUCCGACCCAGGCAACGAUGCGCUGGAAGCCGAUGCGCCUUCGGACGACGAACAAGAGGACCAACAAGCAGAUAAUGAAGACGAAGAUGACGAUGAAGAUGGCCUCGGACCGUUUGAAAAGCAUUUCAAUCAUGGAGAAGGAACUGAAUUGACCAAGCAAAUUACGCAAAUCGAUGCCAAUAAGUGGACUUCAGCUAAGAAAGAAGUGGAGGGACUGCGACUGGUGCGCAGCGUCCCCGAUAUUGGCGACAAUACUCCAUCAUUCCUCCCACCGAUGAAAACCACCGUUGGCCUAAAGCUCAAGAACAAACUGAAGCCUCGUGUCGCGGAACUUCUCCCCACCAUCGAGAGUUCUGCUCAACAAGUUGCGCCCUAUGUAUUCGACUACCAGGAUGUUCUUUUUGGCGCACGCUCCACGGAUACUGCAGAUGCUAUGCGCGAUUUUCUGGCCCUCCAUAGUGUCAACCACCUUGUAAAAACUCGAGACCAGGUGCUCAAGAACAACGCUCGUUUGGCCAAGAACCCCGACACCGAUGUCGAGUACCGUGAUCAAGGAUUCACCCGACCCAAAGUUCUGUAUAUUUUGCCUACUCGACAAGCUUGUGUGCGAGUAGUCAACUCGAUCACUAAGUUCUACCAGGCUGAACAGCAGGAGAAUAAGAAGAGAUUUACCGACUCCUUCUCUGCAUCUGAUGAUGGAUGGAACCACAAGACAGAUGAUGCUCGUGAAUUAUUCGGGGGCAACAACGAUGACAUGUUCCGACUAGGAUUGAAGUUCACCCGUAAAACGGUGAAAUAUUUCUCGCAGUUCUACAGUUCAGAUAUUAUCCUGGCCAGUCCACUUGGUCUACGGACAAUCAUGGACCAAUCUGAUGCAAAGAAGCGAGAUCAUGACUUUCUCUCGUCCAUCGAAGUUGUGAUUGUGGACCACGCCGACGCUCUUCUUAUGCAGAACUGGGACCACAUGACAUACAUCUUCCAACAUCUUAAUCUCCAGCCCAAGGAAGCUCAUGGCUGUGAUUUUAGUCGUGUACGAAACUGGUAUCUCGAUGACCAGGCCCGGCACGUUCGGCAAACCAUCAUGCUAUCGUCCUUUAUCACACCAGAGAUCAACGCGCUUUUCUCAACACAAAUGCAAAAUGCCACCGGUCGUAUCAAGAUGACCCCUGUCUACGCAGGCGCCAUCACUGAACUGCCUCUUCCAGUAUCUGUCAAGCAAACGUUUUCCCGGGUCGACAGUCUAUCACCAGCCAAGGACCCCGAUGCACGAUUCAAGCACUUCACCACGACAAUCCUUUCGAGUCUAGUCAAGAACGUCACAGGACGCGGCAAAGGCAGCGCAGGUACGCUGAUCUUUAUUCCUUCGUACCUUGAUUUUGUGCGUGUGCGCAACCACUUCGCCACCUCCACACAAACCACAAACGUCUCAUUCGGCGCCAUCUCCGAGUACACCGAGAGUCGUGAAAUGGGUCGGGCUCGCAGCCAUUUUAUGAGUGCCCGUCAUUCAGUACUCUUGUACACGGAACGUGCACACCAUUUCCGCCGUUAUCAGAUCCGCGGGGUGAAGCGCGUCAUCAUGUACGGGCUACCGGAGAACCCUACCUUUUAUGAUGAGAUUGUGGCGUUCUUGGGACUUGACCCUUCAGCGUUGGCUGAAGCGGCUGAAGGUGGCGUGCGAGCAUUAUUCUCCAAGUGGGAUGCAAUGAAAUUGGAGCGCGUUGUAGGCACUCAACGUGUGGGGAAUAUGUUGCGUGAGAAGGGGGGUGACACAUUUACAUUUGUCUAG
Molecule: messenger RNA, 2151 nt
Organism: Penicillium angulare
Lineage: Eukaryota; Fungi; Ascomycota; Eurotiomycetes; Eurotiales; Aspergillaceae
Product: UTP25 family protein
Exons: 4
Coding region: 1-2151 (716 amino acids)
Biological process (GO): maturation of SSU-rRNA from tricistronic rRNA transcript (SSU-rRNA, 5.8S rRNA, LSU-rRNA)
Cellular component (GO): nucleolus; small-subunit processome
Molecular function (GO): rRNA binding; U3 snoRNA binding
Source: RefSeq, a predicted model, not a curated record